Danio rerio (zebrafish) is the source of this 3020-nucleotide messenger RNA. Lineage: Eukaryota; Metazoa; Chordata; Actinopteri; Cypriniformes; Danionidae. The record is from RefSeq and is a predicted model, not a curated record.
UAUAAUUACAUUCAUACUGCACAACUUAUUUUCAAACAUCGAGUAGACACUAGUGCAUAUCUAUACAGUUAUAAUGCUAAUACAAUUCUGCAUAACUCAUCUAGUAUGACUGGUUAUACAAUCUAAUCACUGUUAGUAAAAAUUACUUCCUCUAUCGUUCCCUGUAACACCAGGGCUGAAUUAUUCUUGAGCUAAAAGAGUUUGCACACCCUUGGACUGAAUCAAAAAGGGGAUGACAAUCGUGGUUCAUCAUACUGACGAAUUUGUCUAUCAUUCAAUCAUGUGCUAUCUCUUCAAUACUGGGUAGUACACAGCCCACAACAGAACCUGCCUUUUUUAUAAGGUUAUUUAAUUUGCCAUUCUUUAUGUAUUCGUUUUUUUCUUAUUUUUUUUCUCAUUUAGUUUUAAUCUGUAUUGCAAGGCUUUAGGGGUAAAGUGAUGUUGGGUGUUCAACCUAAAGAUUUUAGCUGACAAGAUUCUGAACCUCUUAUUCACCAUAUAGUGAAUUAUAAAGUGAGUAUAGAAAAAGUGUAAUCAAUUAUACACAGUGAUGCCUUUAUUGCAAUAUGUGUCUGAAACCAGAAUAUUUUAUCCUGUAUAGUCCCUCAAACAUCACAGUGUUAGCUGAAGCCGGAUUAUUUUCUUUAGCUUUGGAUCCAUCACUAGGUGGUGCCAGAAAUAAGCGCAAAUAAGCUUCCUCUUCACACUCACGAGUGCUUUGUUGUUAUUCUAAGGCAUUGUGCAACUUGGGAGAAGUAUAUAAAGACCAAGGAAACAAUCACAAAAGAUGCACAACAUCAGGGUUCACUGAAUGACUCCAGACUCAAAAUGCUGUGCAUUUCAUUUGUUCAGCAGACCUUUUGUGAAACCUCUUUGCUUUAUCAUAGGAUGAGCAUCAUGUUUUAUUCAACAGUGGACUGGAAAGGUAUGAAGAAUCUAUGAAUUUUAAACAAACUCAGUUUUCAGAAUAUUCAUUACAAUCUAGUCUGCGUAACUGCGUGUAGUCCACUGCAAAGAUUUUAGUUAUAGUACAUACAUAUAAUUAUAAACAAUUUAAUCAAAGAUUAAUCCACAAAGUUCUUAAUAGUUUGCUUUUGUGGAGUCAGUCACGAAUCUCCUCUAGAGACUAAAAGGCUUUAUUUUUUCCCCCCUUUUCAGAAUAUUACUUUUUAAAACCUAAACAAAUGUUUCUUAUAAUUAACUACACUAAUAAACUGCUUUCUGGGUGCUGUUGGCAAGGUUAAGCCUUCAGAAAGACUAGUCACAGUUUGCAUUACUUUAUUAGAUAUGGAAACUGUGUGUUUAUUUUUGUCGUUUUGUAUUUAUAUUGAGACAAGAAUGCCUGGAUGUCGUCAGAAACUAUUUUUGUGUCUCAGACACGCUUUCAAGCCAGUUAGGACCCGAUGGCGUCAUGUUGCACGUGUGACGUCUGUGAAUGUGAUGCAUGUGGAUGUGGAGUAACUGUCCAUGGUGCUGAAACCGCCGCAGCGUCGGGAUGCGCGUUCCGGAGUCGCGCAGCAUCAAUGUGCGCGUCUUCUGAGCUCUUAUUUAUACACUUUAAACCCAGAGCAGAAUUAAACCGGUGUCGGAAUGCUGCCCAACGACACCUUCAAGAACCUGGAGGAUGGUUUAUAUCUGUUAAACUCCAGCAACGAGACGCAUAACGGGGAUGCUCACGGCAGCAGCGCGAUUUUUAUCUCCUUCAUCUACUCCGUGGUGUGUCUAGUUGGACUAUGUGGGAACUCGAUGGUGAUAUAUGUGAUCUUCAGGUAUGCGAAGAUGAAAACUGCGACCAAUAUCUAUAUUUUGAACUUGGCGAUCGCGGAUGAGUUACUCAUGUUGAGCGUGCCCUUCUUGGUCACCUCUUCUUUACUUCACCACUGGCCGUUUGGUUCUCUCCUGUGUCGCUUGGUUUUAAGUGUUGAUGCCAUUAAUAUGUUCACCAGCAUCUACUGUCUCACCGUGUUGAGCAUCGAUCGUUACAUCUCCGUGGUGCAUCCCAUCAAAGCUGCCCGCUACCGGAGACCCACCAUCGCUAAAAUGGUCAACUUAGCAGUCUGGAUGUUCUCCAUCCUGGUCAUUCUCCCCAUCAUCAUCUUCUCCACCACUGCGCCCAACUCUGAUGGGUCUGUAGCGUGCAACAUGCAGAUGCCAGAGCCCGAGCGCCAGUGGAUGGCCGUGUUUGUGAUAUACGCCUUUCUGAUGGGCUUUCUCUUCCCUGUCAUAGCCAUCUGCAUGUGCUACAUCCUCAUCAUAGUCAAGAUGCGAGUGGUGGCGCUCAAAGCGGGCUGGCAGCAGCGCAAAAAGUCCGAGAGGAAAAUCACGCUGAUGGUGAUGAUGGUGGUCACGGUGUUUGUGAUCUGCUGGAUGCCUUUUCACAUCGUGCAGCUGGUGAGCGUGUUCGUCCAGCAGCACAAUGCCACCCUUAGUCAGCUGGCUGUGAUUUUGGGAUAUGCCAACAGCUGUGCCAAUCCUAUCCUGUAUGGAUUCCUGUCGGACAACUUCAGACGCUCCUUCCAGAGGAUUUUAUGCCUCCGAUGGUGGGAGAACGCCACGGAGGAGCCCAUAGAUUACUAUGCCACGGCCCUGAAGAGUCGGGGAUACAGCGUGGAUGACUUUCAACCGGACAAUCUGGAAUCGGACAGCACGUACAGGAAUGGCACAUGCACAUCCAGAACUACAACACUAUAGGCACUGCAGCCAGCAUAAAGACUCGUUUUUGUUAUCUGUUGUCAUAUCAGUGUGUGUUUUUUGUUGGUAAGACUUUGUACUAACUUUCAUAAUUAACAUAUAAUGCUUAAUUUUAAGUUGAUGCGCAUUUAAGUCGAUUUAUGAAUGUGCAUUAACUUUUUUUUUAUCAUGCUUUAAACAUUAUAUGAUGUGUUUGAAUGACUUGUGAAAGUUAUUAUAAAGUCUAUAUUGAAAUAACGUGAGACGUUUAGAUAAAAAAAGAGGAAUUACCACAGCCAAAUACUAAAUGUUUAUUUUAAAAUGGAAUAAAAUGCAGGAAAUGGCUUUUA